AUGGCAGAGGAGAAGACCUUCCGCUACGGGUUCAUCAUCUUGGGCUUCUUCCUGGUGAUGCUGGGGAUGUUCAUCAUGAGCGUGGAAAAGCCCCAGUACUACAUCACCUUCUGUGUCCUGGGUGUGCUGCUCGUAGCCGUGGGCAUCACAUGGAGCAUGUGCCAGUGCUACCCAAAGAUAACGUUCGUCCCCGCGGACCUCGAGGCCGAGCGGUUCCUGGACCACAAAGCCAUGGUGCUGCCACAGAAGGACACAGGCUUGAUUGCCCCCUGCCCCAACCAAGAGGCCAGCAGCACCUACGAGAAGAGCCUGCCAUCCUACGAGCAGAUACAGAGGCAGGUGGCCAGCUCGGCCCCAGCCCCAGGCACGGCACAGCCCAGGUCCCGCAGCUGCUCCCAGGGAGCCGUGCAGGCCAAAGCUGAGAUCCACCGGGAGCUGGGUGGGGCUGGAGAGCCCCUCCAGGAUCUGGGACCCCGCCUGGACACAGCAGCAGGCAGCUGCCCCGCCCGGCCACCCCCGGGGGACGCCCCGCUGGCAUCGCUGCUGGACGAGAUGGACACGCCGUCGCUGGAGGGCUCCGUGCCCGGCAGCCCCACGCCGCAGAGCCGGAGCCUGCCCUGCUCCACCCGCCCGAGCAGCUCCCCGGCGCGGGGAGAGCAGCCCCGAGCCCCCGGGAAAGGCGCCGGCAAGGAGGAUGAUCUCUACUACGGGCUCCAGGAGGAGCCGGAUGCUCUGCUCAAGGAGAGUGAUGGCCUCUCUGAGCCUGAAAACUGAUUUCCUGGAAGGAAUGGCCACUUGGCAUGGGCUCACCUCAUGGAGGGGACACGCAGGUUAUAGUCUGGAGGAAAGGGGGCUGUCCCCAAAAGUGCAGUGGCCCCAGGAUCCCGCCUGUCCCUGUGCCGUGCUGCACCCCUUGCACACACCCAGCCACUCAGGAGGCUCUCAUUUCCCCCAGACCCAAAGGGGGAACACCCAGCUCCUGAAUUCAACGGAAUAUGGGACAAGGCCUCCUCGCCAGAGCCAUUUGGGUGGGCACAGAGGAGCUGGGCUGGGCAGGAUCUGGGCUAAGUGGGAAGGGAAAGGAUUGCUGUGCUGUUUGGAACAGGAUCAGGUGCAGGUAGGUAAAACCUGCUCAGUGCAGGUGGGUUUUAUCAGGCAGAGAUGUCCUCAAAGUCUUUUUCCCACUUAACCAAGCUCUGCUGAAAUUAAAAUUUGAUCCUGACUCUCCUGCAGCAGGCAGCCUUCAUACGUCCAGGAUGGGAGAGGGGUGACGGAGGUGACAGAUUGUGCUGUCCCCUCCUCCUGCACAAGGACCACCUUCCAGCACUCCUGGGGGCACAGGGGGGAGGACACAGCUGAGCCAAAACCCUGGUGAUGGCACUUGAGGUGGUGGCUUUGCACACUGUCUGCUGGCUCAGUGCCAACAGCUGCAGGUGGCUUUGCAGGCUGGCACCCACCGUCCCCAAACCCUCUGUGAAUAAAAAGUGUUUG
Molecule: messenger RNA, 1491 nt
Organism: Motacilla alba alba
Lineage: Eukaryota; Metazoa; Chordata; Aves; Passeriformes; Motacillidae
Gene: BSND
Product: barttin CLCNK type accessory subunit beta
Exons: 4
Coding region: 1-774 (257 amino acids)
Biological process (GO): chloride transport
Cellular component (GO): basolateral plasma membrane
Molecular function (GO): chloride channel regulator activity
Source: RefSeq, a predicted model, not a curated record